AUGUCUCAACCUACCACAAUCUCUGACGUUUCCAUCGACGACCAGAUAUCCUCAAAUGUCUCCUCCACCAACCCUAAAAUCCAGCGCACCAUUCUACGUUUUCAGCAAAAGAUCGCCUCCAAAAACUACUACGAGGCCCAUCAAACCAUUCGCUCCAUCACAAAUCGUUUCCUUAAGGCAGCCCAAUUCAACCACUCAAUCGACCUCCUUUAUUACUCUAUUUUGAUUCUUAUCAAGCACAACCAGAUCAGUUCCGCUUCCGACUUGAUCUUCUUCUUGAUUGAAAUAUUGAACUCAAACGCCAUCUCUUUGACCAAUAAUGACGACUUGAUCGACAAAAUCUUGAUCAUUAUCAAAUUCCUACCUUCAAACGAAAUAUCCUUCAAAAAGAUUUCAAACGAAUUUGUCCUAUACUCGAUCAACAACUCCUCCUACACUUUUGGCAAUCCAAAUUUCCACGAUUUAAUUUCAAUCAAGCUAAUUGACCAAUUCAAUUCAAUUCUCACCAACAACAACGACGGCGACGCCACUGCUCAAGAUAAUCAUUCUCAAAUUAUUGAUUUACUAAACCAAAUCCAAAAUAACCAUCUUCCCUUUGGCACAACCAAGUCUUUCAACCAUUACAAACUAAUCAUUAAAAAUCUACUAAUCAACAAUUCCUCCUCCUCUUCAUUAAACCCCCUUCUUCUACAAUCCAUAAUCUUGAAACCAAUCUUCUCUUACCUCUUAAUUCAAAAUAUCAAAGCCUCUAUCGAUUUUCUCUCUUUUAUAAUCAACUUGUUAACCGAUUCUUCUCUUUUUAUCUCAAGUUCUCAAUUAAUUGAUCUUCCUGAUACUAACAUUGCCAACAAAAAUUCAGUCAAUUUCAAAUUGGUCUAUUUCAAUGACUUCAAAUUACUAAACAUCCUACAACUACUAAUCCUAUCAAUUCAAUUGCACCAAAAAGAUAUCUUCAUAUCUCUUAAAAAUUCCUUCAUCAACCAAUUAUCUCUCCAAUCUUCAACCAAUACUGACAUUGAUAAAGAUAACCUAAUCAACAUCUUAAACUCCUUGGCUCUCAUUUACUUUAAUAUCAAACAAGAGAAUCAAUCAAACUUUCUACAACAAAUGAUGUCCGGUUUCUUUAAUAAUCAACCCACUACUACUACUAGUACUAUUACUACUACUACUAGUACUGUCGCUAAUAAUCAACCAUCGAUUUAA
This is a messenger RNA of Ascoidea rubescens DSM 1968, 1203 nucleotides long. RefSeq names its product protein GET4 (gene GET4). Gene Ontology annotation, molecular function: protein binding. Bases 1 to 1203 code for a protein of 400 amino acids. The transcript has a single exon. Lineage: Eukaryota; Fungi; Ascomycota; Saccharomycetes; Ascoideales; Ascoideaceae. Gene Ontology annotation, biological process: protein insertion into ER membrane. Gene Ontology annotation, cellular component: TRC complex; cytosol. The record is from RefSeq and is a predicted model, not a curated record.